CCCAAUUGCAACCACAACCAAAAUGGCAUCAAUCAACACACCAGCCGUGGUGAUGGGUACCGGUACCGGUUUAACCAAGUUGGGUUUGGCCGGUAACGAUUCGCCAUCCUUCGUUUUCCCAACCACAAUUGCCACACGCUCGACCUCUGCGUCGUCCAAACCUUCGAAGCUGACGUACCUCUCGGGGAAAUCGUCCAACGUGGCCUCCAAGCGCGGCACAGAGGACUUGGACUUUUUCAUCGGUGACGAGGCGCUCAGUGCGGCGAAUGGCCCGAACUAUAGUUUAUCGUAUCCAAUUAGGCACGGGCAGAUCGAUAAUUGGGACCACAUGGAGCGGUUCUGGGAAAGCUCCAUUUUCAAGUACUUGAGAUGCGAGCCGGAAGACCACUACUUCCUCAUGACCGAACCGCCGUUGAAUCCGCCGGAAAACAGAGAAAACUUGGCGGAAAUCAUGUUUGAGUCGUUCAACUGCGCCGGUUUAUAUAUUGCGGUGCAGGCGGUGUUGGCGUUGGCGGCCUCCUGGACGAGCUCCAAGGUGCAAGACAGAUCGUUGACCGGGACGGUGAUCGACUCUGGUGACGGUGUGACGCACGUUAUUCCCGUGGCUGAAGGCUAUGUCAUUGGCUCUGCAAUCAAAAACAUCCCGAUUGCGGGACGUGACAUUACGUUGUUCAUCCAGUCGCUCCUCAGAGACAGAGGCGAGUCCGAUACCUCGUUGAGAACGGCCGAGAAAAUCAAGCAGGACUUCUGCUACGUGUGCCCGGACAUUGUCAAGGAGUUCACCAAGUUCGACUCGCACCCAGACAAGUUUGCGCAGUAUAUGGUAGAGACGACCCAGCAGCGGAAGGUGGUGGACGUGGGCUAUGAGCGUUUCCUUGCUCCGGAAAUCUUCUUCAACCCAGAAAUCGCGUCCUCUGACUUUCUCACCCCACUUCCAACCGUGGUCGACCAAGUCAUCCAGGCGUCGCCGAUCGACGUUAGAAAGGGCUUGUACAAGAACAUUGUGCUUUCCGGGGGUUCCACCAUGUUCAAGGACUUUGGGCGCCGUUUGCAGCGCGACAUCAAGGACAUUGUCAAGGAGCGCAUCCAGUUAAGCGAGAGAUUGUCCGGCUCCAAGAGCACCGGUGUGGAUGUGAAUGUUAUUUCCCACAGAAGACAGAGAAAUGCCGUCUGGUUCGGAGGCUCCUUGUUGGCCCAAACUGCAGAGUUCAAGAGCUACUGUCACACCAAGCAGGACUACGAUGAGUACGGGCCAAACAUUGUCCGUAACUUCUCCUUGUUUGGUGUACCAUAGUUGUACGUGUACACAUUUUGAUUUGAACUAUAAUUUGUAGGUAAAUAGAGGAGAUGCAUAUCCAGUCAGUGGGAGCUGAUCGGAAAUAGGGCACUAGCGCUGAUCUUGGGGAGUUACGCAUUGGCGAAGCUCAAAGGUUAAUUGUCGUAUCAAAAGAUAUGCAUGUGAUACACAAUAGCUAUCACCCAAGACAGUGUGUAUGCACCCAUACUUCGUA
Molecule: messenger RNA, 1511 nt
Organism: Babjeviella inositovora NRRL Y-12698
Lineage: Eukaryota; Fungi; Ascomycota; Pichiomycetes; Serinales
Gene: ARP3
Product: actin-related protein 3
Exons: 2
Coding region: 23-1294 (423 amino acids)
Biological process (GO): Arp2/3 complex-mediated actin nucleation
Cellular component (GO): actin cortical patch; Arp2/3 protein complex
Molecular function (GO): actin filament binding
Source: RefSeq, a predicted model, not a curated record